Molecule: messenger RNA, 532 nt
Organism: Neltuma alba
Lineage: Eukaryota; Viridiplantae; Streptophyta; Magnoliopsida; Fabales; Fabaceae
Product: subtilisin-like protease SBT5.4
Exons: 4
Coding region: 1-501 (166 amino acids)
Biological process (GO): proteolysis
Molecular function (GO): serine-type endopeptidase activity
Source: RefSeq, a predicted model, not a curated record
AUGAGGAAACCAAUGAGCUCCUCUGCCUCUCAUCAUCACUUUCUUCUUCAAAUCCUGCUCAUCUGUCUUCUGCAAGAUCCCUGUUUUGCUGAGAAAAUGCCAUAUAUCGUCUACUUGGGAUCCCACUCACAUGAUCCAGACUUGUCUUCUACUGAUUUUAAUGUCAGAAACUCCCACUAUGAGUUUCUGGGAUCUUUUCUGGGAAGUUCUGAUACAGCAAAAGAAUUGAUCUUUUACUCAUACACGAGGCAUAUAAACGGUUUUGCUGCGACUCUGGAACAAGAUGUGGCAGAGGAGAUAGCGAGGCAUCCCAGAGUGUUGUCGGUGUUCAUGAACAGGGGAAGGAAACUACACACCACAAGGUCAUGGGAUUUCCUUGGAUUAGAACAGAAUGGAGUGAUACCUUCCAGCUCAUUAUGGAACAAAGCCAGAUUUGGUGAAGACGUGAUUAUAGCCAACCUCGAUACAGGUGAGUUCCCUCAGUUAUCUAACAUGAUUUGAAUUUUUUUAAAAAUAAAUAUUAAAAAUUUUC